Molecule: messenger RNA, 1686 nt
Organism: Coprinopsis cinerea okayama7#130
Lineage: Eukaryota; Fungi; Basidiomycota; Agaricomycetes; Agaricales; Psathyrellaceae
Product: alpha-mannosidase 1
Exons: 16
Coding region: 1-1686 (561 amino acids)
Biological process (GO): carbohydrate metabolic process; N-glycan processing
Cellular component (GO): Golgi membrane; endoplasmic reticulum
Molecular function (GO): calcium ion binding; mannosyl-oligosaccharide 1,2-alpha-mannosidase activity
Source: RefSeq, a predicted model, not a curated record
AUGAUAUCCAGAAAGAUAUCGCUUUCACUGUUGCUCGCCUUGUCGGCAAGCCCACGUCUCGCCCUGGGCGGUUUUAUCCAAUACGCAGAGCUGGCGCGUAACGUGCCUUUGACUGCACCACACUACAGGGACAUGGUUCGACAAGUCUUCAUCGAUGGCUAUUCCGUCUACCAGCAAUACGCACUUGGACAUGAUGUUGUAAAUCCUGUUAGCCAAGACUUUAGCGAUGACCGUAAUGGAUGGGGCGCCACGAUCAUCGAUUCACUCUCGACCAUGUAUGUCAUGGGACUAGAGAACCUCUUCCACGAAGGAGUUCAAUACGCCUCAGCCCUGGAUUUCUCCCAGUCCAAAACGCCAGAUACCGUCAACGUUUUCGAAACCAGCAUCCGGUACCUUGGAGGCCUUUUGAGUGCCUACGAGCUCAGCGGGCGACAAUAUCCGGCACUGUUGGCACAGGCACAAAUUCUUGCUGAUAAAAUGGUAUUUGCUUGGGCCAAUGGAAGCGAUAUCCCUUGCAGCCAAAUCGACUUCCAUGGAAACGUGCCCAAGCAAGGAGUGUCUAACAUUGCAGAGGCUGGCACCCUCACGUUGGAAUGGGGGAUGCUCAGCAAGUAUACGGGCAAUGAUACGUAUCGGCUUCUGGCUGAACGGUCGGCGUUGCAUAUCGCCAAUAUGGGCGCUCCCUUACCAGGCCUUCCCGCUCAGGGAAUUGAUCCUUCUACCGGGUCUUCCGUAGGAAGCUACGUGACAUGGGGCGGCGGCUCAGACAGCUAUUUCGAAUAUCUUAUCAAAUACCCCAGGUUCAACUUCGAUGCCAGCAACGUCUUUGCGGACUCUUGGAGGGCAGCCGUCGACACCUCUAUUUCUACGCUCCUUAGAUACUCGACGUAUGGAAAUUGGACAUACCUCGCUGAUUAUGACCCUAGUGGAACGGAGAGCAUCCGGCAUGUUGGCUCGCAUUUAGCGUGUUUCCAUGGAGGCAACUGGAUUCUAGGUGGGAGGUUGCUGGAUAAUGACACCAUCGUCAACUACGGUCUGCAACUCACCGAUGCCUGCUGGAAUACGUAUGCUUCUACGUCAACUGGGAUCGGUCCGGAGUUAUGGGCUUUCACCAGUUCCGAUGGCUCCUACACCGGCUCUGGGUCCAACCUUACCCUUACUGAAUCCACCUUCAAUGCCAAAAACGGCUUCUACAUCACCCAGCCCAACUACAUGAUGCGGCCAGAGGUGCUUGAAUCCAACUUCUAUGCUUGGCGAGUGACGGGGGAUACGAAAUAUUUUGGACGGGCAGUCACCGCGCUGCAAAGCUUCAUAGAUUACUUGACCGUCAGUGGCAACGAGACCAUGGGCUACACGGGGCUGCAGGACGUCAUGGAUGAAGGCGUUCGAGGAAGCCUGAGCGACGGUAGAAUUGAUAAGACGGAGAGCUUUUGGUUCGCCGAAGUUCUGAAAUACCUGUAUCUCACAUUCGAUGACCCCGCUAAUUACAACUUGGAUGAUUACGUUUUCAACACGGAAGCGCAUCUGUUCAGAACCCCUACUGCAAAUUGGGAUACUGUCUACGGCAGCGGCAAGCCUUAUUACCCUAACGCACCGUUCACGACUACCAAGGGCGCUCUCCCUCAAGUUAGCGGCAUUCCAGGCCUCGUCUCUACCGCUCUUGGUCUAUUGAAUGUGGGAGCAUAG